Messenger RNA from Paramecium tetraurelia, 1494 nucleotides. RefSeq lists its product as uncharacterized. Gene Ontology annotation, cellular component: cytoplasm; nucleus. Gene Ontology annotation, molecular function: calcium ion binding; calcium-dependent protein serine/threonine kinase activity; calcium/calmodulin-dependent protein kinase activity. The transcript is spliced from 7 exons. Gene Ontology annotation, biological process: peptidyl-serine phosphorylation; protein autophosphorylation; intracellular signal transduction. The record is from RefSeq and is a predicted model, not a curated record. NCBI's taxonomy places the organism in Eukaryota, Ciliophora, Oligohymenophorea, Peniculida, Parameciidae.
AUGGGAUGCUGUGGAGCCAAAUCUGAAAAUAAACAAAAAGAAAUGAGUAAAGAACAAAAAUCUCUUGCCAUUAAUAAAUUUUAGGUAGGUCCAGAUAUCUUUAUUAACUUAAAGCAAGGUGAUAUAUCAGAUAAUUAUAUCAUUAAUAAAAUCUUAGGAGAAGGUUCAUAUGGUCAAGUAAGAUUAGUCUAACAUAAGAAAUCUGGUCAAUAAAGAGCCAUGAAAUAGAUUUUAAAAAAGAAAAUACUCAAAGAUUAAGAAGAGGCUAUGUUUAGUGAGGUGAAUUUGCUUAAAAAUAUGGAUUAUCCUUCCAUUGUUAAAUUAUAUGAGUUAUACUAAGACAAACAAAAUUAUUACCUUGUCACAGAAUAUCUUAAUGGAGGAGAACUACUUGAUAAAUUGACUAAAUUACAAACUUUUAACGAAAGAAUGGCAGCAGAAUAUAUGAAGUAAGUUCUAUCAGCACUAGCCUAUUGUCACGCAUAAAACAUCAUUCAUCGGUAAUUAGCAUAUAAUCAAUUUAGUGAUAUGAAGCCUUCUAAUAUUAUGCUUGUUUCCUCAGAUCCACAAUCUAAGAUUAAAGUUAUAGAUUUUGGAACAGCUAAGAGGUAUGUAACUGGUGAAACAUAGACAUAGGUAAUCGGAACGCCGUUAUAUAUUGCACCAGAAGUCAUUGAUAAAAAUUAUACCGAAAAAUGUGACAUCUGGUCAUGUGGAGUUAUUUUAUACUAAAUUUUAACUGGAAAAUUUCCAUUUGAUGUCAAAGUUUCAAGCUUGCAGCAGCUUUUCAACAACAUCAAAUCUGGGAAAUAUAAUUUUACAUCAAAGGAAUUUACUUCAUUAUCGUAUGAGGCUCAGGAAUUGAUGAAAUCAAUGUUGCAAUUCGACCCAAGCAAAAGACCCUCAGCCCAAAAGAUUUUGGAUGAUCCUUGGAUAAAAGAGAAGGCAAGAGAAGAGAAGAUUAGUAAGGAUGUUAUGAAUGAAUUGGGCAAAUUUAGAAAUGAAAGUUAUAUGAGAGCAGCCAUUAUGUAAUUAAUUGCAGGCUCCGUUAUGUCGAAUGACGAAAAAGAGUAACUCACUUCAACAUUCUAAAGUAUGGAUAAAAAUAAGGAUGGGCAGUUAUCAAAAGAAGAAUUAAUUUAAGCAUAUACAUAAGUAUUUAAUGAUGAGUUGAAGGCUAAGCAUUUGGUUAAUGAAAUAUUUGAUUAAAUAGACCAAAACAAAUCUGGUAAAAUAAGUUAUACAGAAUUUCUAGUGGCAUCUGCUAAACAAAAUAUUAUUCUUUCUAAAACUAAAAUUGAUUAAGCUUUUAAGAUGUUUGACAAAGAUGGAAAUGGAGUUAUAACAAAAGCAGAAAUAUAAGAUAUUAUGUGUGGAAUUGAUAUUGAUAACGCUGAAUGGAGUUAAAUAAUAUCCUAAUGUGAUAAAAAUAAUGAUGGAAACAUCUAAUAUGAAGAAUUUGUAUCCAUGUUGUUGACAGUGGUCAAUAAAUGA